GAGGCUGAAGACAACCGCACCCCUAAGCCACCUGGAUCGCGACCUUCGACCUAGCUUGUCCAUUGUCCCAAAUCCCCCCCGUUCAAUUCGCCAACUACCUCUCGCAGAGGGAUUCAACUUGCAACCAUGACCGCCCUAUUCAACUUCCAGUCGCUCCUCCUCGUCAUUCUCCUCCUCAUCUGCACAUGCGCAUACGCGCACCAGCUCAUGCCAGCCAUCAUGGACCGGAACAAGGACGGCGUCAUGGGUAUAUUUUGGAAGUUCGCAAGAGUAGGCGAACGGUUAAGUCCAUACAUUAGCUUAUGCUGUGUCGUCAUGGCGGCAAGUCUCCCUUCUCUCCGUUCUUCCUCUUUGCACUUUCUAACUGGCCUACGAUAG
This is a messenger RNA of Colletotrichum godetiae, 378 nucleotides long. RefSeq lists its product as uncharacterized. The transcript has 3 exons. The record is from RefSeq and is a predicted model, not a curated record. The coding region runs from base 127 to 378 and encodes 83 amino acids. Gene Ontology annotation, biological process: protein secretion; intracellular transport. NCBI's taxonomy places the organism in Eukaryota, Fungi, Ascomycota, Sordariomycetes, Glomerellales, Glomerellaceae.